CUUUUCGCUGAUAACGUUAACCUGAUACGACCCUUAAAGAUGGUCUUUUUUACUCGUAUAAACUGUGCUAGAUCCCUAUGGAAAGGUCCAAAUCUUGCUUCUUUUUCCUUAUCUUUAUCAAAUGCUUCAAAAGAUAUUCCUCCAAUUAAAACUCAAGAAAGAUCUUGUACAAUUCUCCCUAGUUUUGUUGGCUUGCGUUUUUUGGUUCAUAAUGGAAAGGAUUAUGUGAAUGUUCUUAUAACAGAAGAUAUGGUUGGUCAUAAGCUAGGAGAGUUUUCUCCAACACGAAAAAAAUUUUCAUAUAAAUACACGAAAAAUAAGUGAUUAUUUAUGGAUGUUAUACCUUUUACAAUAACGUGUUCAUCUUUUA
Pneumocystis carinii B80 is the source of this 370-nucleotide messenger RNA. Its product is annotated as ribosomal protein S19. Gene Ontology annotation, cellular component: cytosolic small ribosomal subunit; ribosome. Lineage: Eukaryota; Fungi; Ascomycota; Pneumocystomycetes; Pneumocystales; Pneumocystaceae. The coding region runs from base 40 to 324 and encodes 94 amino acids. Gene Ontology annotation, biological process: ribosomal small subunit assembly; translation. The transcript is spliced from 5 exons. The record is from RefSeq and is a predicted model, not a curated record. Gene Ontology annotation, molecular function: RNA binding; structural constituent of ribosome.